Molecule: messenger RNA, 4133 nt
Organism: Sapajus apella (tufted capuchin)
Lineage: Eukaryota; Metazoa; Chordata; Mammalia; Primates; Cebidae
Gene: CBLN2
Product: cerebellin 2 precursor
Exons: 6
Coding region: 839-1678 (279 amino acids)
Molecular function (GO): protein binding
Source: RefSeq, a predicted model, not a curated record
GUUUUUUUGAGCGGCAUGUACCAUACGGCCCAGUUGUCUGUGCAAACGUUGUGCAGACGAUAAUAACCGCUGAUAACCUCACUGCAGCAUCUAUCAUCUUGGCAGAGUUGUUAGAGCAGUGAAGAUCCGCAAAAUCAGGCGUGCUGCUUGAUUUUGCCGGCAGCAAAGAGGCCAGCGCUGUUUUCGGGGUGAAAGAAGACCGUCAGCAGACCUCAGCCUUGCCGCUAGAACUCCCCAGUCUUCGGUCGUAGUCCGCCGAUUCGCAGCCUGCGGCAGGGAGGCGCGGGCACCCGCAGGUGGCGCCCCACGUCCGUGUUUGCGUCCUCGCCCGCGCUCCAGGCGCAGCUCGGAAACCCAGCGCGAGAGUCUCCCCGGGUCGUUCGAGCGAGCGCGGAGCCCGCAAUUUAAUAAAUAAGCGCGAGCGCCAUCCGCUUCACCAGCCCGAGGUCCAGAAGAGCAGACACACAGACCCGGGCCGGGGCGCCUCUUCCAGCCCUGAAGCAACCGGACAGUUCCCAAACGGGAUUCUGGAACCGCAGCUCCUACAUCACCAAAUUCUCAAGCUUUUUCUCUCUCCGUCCUAGCCAUCCCAGUCUUAUUUUUAUUUUUUUAACCUUUUUUUUUUUUUUUUUUUUUUUUUCCCUUUCAUUAUGAAAGUGGUCACGCCAUUAAAGAUUAAGACUUGGAGGGAAUUGGGGAAAGAAAAGAAAGAAUCUAAAAGAAGAGAAGCGACUGGUGCUUUUAAGGGUGCCUAAUUUUCAAAAGAGACGUCUGGGAGGAUUUUGCUCUGGGCGUUUGGCAGAGCAACUUCGCGGACCGCGGAGCUCGCCCAGCAUGGAUGUUCCAGGUCCACGGGCGCCUUUCUUCUGAGAACGACCCUGGCCUUGACCGUCAGAGCGGGGACCAAGGCCCGCGGAGGCUGCUCCGGGCCCCGCGCGCUCCUGCGCGCCCUCCCGCGCUGCUCCGGCCCCCGCCGGCCUCCGCCCCCGCGCGCCGCCCCCCACCAGCCCAGAUGCCGGCGCCGGGCCGGGGGCCACGCGGGCUGCGGCUGACCAUGCCCGGGCGCCGGGGGGCGCUGCGUGGGCCGGGCGACUGCCUGGGGGUGGCGCUGGCCCUGCUGCUGCUGCUGCUGCCCGCCUGCUGCCCCGUGCGGGCGCAGAACGACACGGAGCCCAUCGUGCUGGAGGGCAAGUGCCUGGUGGUGUGCGACUCCAGCCCGUCGGCGGACGGCGCCGUCACCUCCUCCCUGGGCAUCUCCGUGCGCUCCGGCAGCGCCAAGGUGGCCUUCUCCGCCACGCGGAGCACCAACCACGAACCGUCCGAGAUGAGCAACCGCACCAUGACCAUCUAUUUCGACCAGGUAUUAGUAAAUAUUGGCAACCACUUUGAUCUUGCCUCCAGUAUAUUUGUAGCACCGAGAAAAGGGAUUUAUAGCUUCAGUUUCCACGUGGUCAAAGUGUAUAACAGACAAACCAUCCAGGUCAGUUUAAUGCAGAAUGGCUACCCAGUGAUCUCCGCCUUUGCAGGAGACCAGGAUGUCACCAGAGAAGCUGCUAGCAAUGGUGUUCUGCUGCUCAUGGAAAGGGAAGACAAAGUGCACCUCAAACUUGAGAGAGGCAACCUCAUGGGGGGCUGGAAAUACUCCACAUUCUCGGGCUUCUUGGUGUUUCCUCUAUAAACACAGAGCCCCCUGGAUGGUAGGGAAAUGGCAAUGUGGACCCAGGAAUCUGCCCUUUAACACACCCUAAACUUGCUGGAAUUGGACACCUUGUUUCCAACCUCCGUCAGACUGUUGCAGUAGAAAAAUGAUUUCCUUUGAAACCUCCAAUACUUUUUGUUGUUUUUUUUUUUCUUUUUUGGAAUAUUGACAAUUCCUCGGGAACCUGGCCUCUAAUUAGUUUUAGAUGACAAGGUCUUAAGGAGAAAUGAAAUGAUCAAUUUGAGCAACUUGUACCUGUGAUUGUAAAGUCAAUAUCGGAUUUUAUUGUUGGGACCAUGGGCCUCUUUUGUUUGUAUGUUGUAUUGCUGUCCCAAUGGAAGGAGAGCUCCUGACUCCAGGAUGGGCUGCAGGUUGCAGUCAGGGCUCCAAGCCGGAGCUCAGCAGAGAACCACCGCUGGACAGCCCUUGAUGUGUGUUCUGUGUGUGUCUGUAUAGCCUUAAGAAAAAGAAUGGCUUCACUUUCAUUCUGUAUUCUCCCCCCACCAUGUGGAUGGGAGGACUUGGGAGGGGGGCGGGGACAUUGUGAACCUGUCAAGAAGUGCUUUAUCCAGAGAAGCAAAUUUUGCACGAUUGGACUGUAACGUUCGUUUUGUAUUGUUUGCGUGUUUUUUCUUUAACAGCUUUACUUUCCUUUCUGCACUCAGCUCUCCCGCCUCAACCUCACUUAUUUUUCUCGCCGGGGUUGGGGAGAGAAAAUAUAUGUUGAAUUCCUGGAUAAGACCAAACAAAACAAAACUUUAAAAUAACUGUAUUUUUUUUAGAUGAGACCAAACUAAACAAAAAGUAUCUGUUUAUCAAAGUAAAAAUAACACAAUGGACAAUUCUGCUUAUUCUCUCAAAGAGAUUCUAAGAUGCACCUUUAGAACAAUUAAUAGCAACCUGGAUUUUUUUUUUUUUUAAUUUAUACUUCAGAAUCUUUUAACUUGGUGUUCCUGGGUGGUCCUGAAUCUCAUAAGUUGGGAGUGGAAGCUGUAAAGACCAAAUCCCCUACACAUACUGUUUCUUUGCCGUGUGUGAUGUGACUUCUCAGCGGGUGUCUUAAUUUAUUUGCAUCCACCUCUGAGUGACCGCACAGUGAUCAGGUGCUUCAGAGCCGACAGGACCAGCUCCUCUUCCUCCGGAUCCUCUUUUGAUCUGCCCAGGAAAGGGAUGCAUUGACACUCUCCUGCAUGCACCUGGCCAGAAGCCACCUGGAAGUCACCGUGGUUAAGAUAUUGGUGGAGGCACCCCAGGAGCACUGAUACAAAUCCUUCUUGUUUUGGCGUCUUGUACAACAACAUUAUUAAGACACAGCUGAGAGUUGAUGGAUGUGUAAUUCAUAUGCCAAGGAAAUGUCAGUCAUCCCAAAGCAAUCAAAGAGGAGACCUCAAACCGGAUGUUAAUUUGUUCUUUGUGUAACAAUGUAACCAAAAUAUUGAUGAUAAAAAGUAACAAUUUAAGAUUCAGAAUAAAUGGAUUUGAUGUCUAGCUUGCUCUUAUCCUCUACUUCCUCUCCCAAUUCGCAAAAUAUGUGGAAGUAAAGGCCGACGUCAAGGACUUGGGGAUGAUAAAUCCAUACAGUGCCUCUGUAAAAAAAAUGUACCCUCAAACACACACGCCAGUAUGUGCAGACCUGGCUGUGGGUCUGGAUGGUUAUUGUACGCUUAGAUGCAUUUCAGUUUAUACAUAUGUAUUUUUCGAAAAGGCAGAUCUUGUGGGAGAUAGGUGAAAAAGACAGCUUAAGAAGGUUUUAGGCAUAGGCAGUCUGCUUUUAUCACAUGUCAUCUUUGAUGUGAUAGAAGUUCUGAUCCAGUAUUUUCAUCAGCAAACGCUGAUAUAAAAGAAACAAACACUUUAAGGGCAUAGUUGUUUCUAAAAUGUGUGUGAGGAUGGAGAAACAUUGGAUUCCAUUUUUGAAGAAGAAAUUCAGUGGGGAUUAUGCAAAUAACAAAAUGUAUAGUUUGAAGACAGGUCUAAGUUUUACUGUCCUCAGAUGAGGAACACAAUGGGAUGCAGAAUUUUAUUUGAAUUAAGAUGCUGUUGCAUUUUGUGAGGGAAGAAAUCAAUAAAAUAGCAUUAGGGGUACCUUGGCUCUGUGAUGAGCAGACAUACUUCUAAAUAAGAACAUUAUUUAUUAAGGCUGAUAACAUAAAUAGAAGGAUGCUGGAACAUGCUUCUUAAUGCUUCUUAAUGCUCUUGGUUAUUUUUGUCCUCUUUCCCUCAUUUCCUUAAACUUAUGUUCAAUUUCAAACAAACAGGAAAUCUCGUUAGGGGACAAUAUAAUAUUUCAUAGAUUUAAGUGUAUAUGAGUACUUGUUACUUUUGUCACUUAAACAUAUAUAACACAUGUAUGUUUGUAUUACACCUUUAUUAGCACAGGUUGUUAUUGGGCUAUCCUGUCUAAUAAAUAAGGUAUUAAGUGGACCAAUCUAAA